Messenger RNA from Quercus robur (English oak), 1626 nucleotides. RefSeq names its product WAT1-related protein At2g37460-like. Gene Ontology annotation, molecular function: transmembrane transporter activity. The coding region runs from base 253 to 1377 and encodes 374 amino acids. Lineage: Eukaryota; Viridiplantae; Streptophyta; Magnoliopsida; Fagales; Fagaceae. Gene Ontology annotation, cellular component: plasma membrane. The record is from RefSeq and is a predicted model, not a curated record. The transcript has 8 exons.
UGACCCUCACCACCAACACCAAAGUACCAUAUAAAUAAACGAAAGCACUAAGGUUUAAAGCAUUCUUACAUCAAUAAGCCUAGGUAUAUAUAGGUGUAUGAUCACCUAGUUUAUGGUCCUAAGAUACUUAAUUAAUUAGUGUCAAUAAUUGCUGAAUCAGUGAUACCACUGGAUACUCUUAUGAGCUAUAUAUACCUGUUUCACAAUUGAAGCUUGUGGUAUAUUCUAGUUCAAAGAGGAAGCACCAACAAGAUGCAGAAGAAAACGUUUGAUAGAAUAAAACCAUUUCUUGCAGUUGUAUUCUUGCAAUUUGGGUUUGCAGGGAUGGAUGUCCUUUCUAAGGCUGCACUAAACCAAGGGAUGAGCAAUUACGUACUUGUUGUCUAUCGCCAUGUGGUUGCUACUCUUGUCAUUGCCCCUUUUGCAGUGAUUCUUGACAAGAAAGUAAGGCCAAAGAUGACAGUUCCUAUCUUCACCAAACUACUUCUGCUUAGCUUACUAGAGCCGGUAAUUGACCAGAACUUGUACUUUCUGGGAAUGAAGUACACAACAGCAACGUUUGCAGCAGCUUUAACCAAUGUUCUUCCGGCCAUUACUUUCCUAAUGGCUUGGUUGCUUAGGCUUGAGAAGGUAAAAUUAAAGAGUAUCCGAAGCCAAGCUAAAGUGGUCGGGACUCUAGCAACAGUAGCGGGAGCCAUGGUCAUAACAAUGGUAAAAGGCCCAGUUCUUGAGUUGAUUUGGACUAAAGGAAAAACAAACCACGACCAGCAAAACAAUGGGACCAAUCUUCAUCAUUCGAUUACGGGUGCCAUAAUGAUAACAAUUGGCUGCUUCAGCUGGGCUUGUUUUGUUAAUCUGCAAGCAAUCACACUAAAAACAUACCCUGCUGAGCUUUCCCUAACAGCUUGGAUAUGCCUGUUAGGCUCAAUCGAAGGCACCAUAGUGGCACUAGUGAUGGAGAGGGGAAAAGCUGCAAUCUGGGCGAUCAGUUGGGACGUUAAACUAUUGGCAGCUCUCUACAGUGGCAUAAUCUGUUCGGGACUGACAUAUUACAUUCAAGGGGUUGUGAUGCAAGACAGAGGUCCUGUAUUUGUAACAGCUUUUAAUCCCCUAUGCAUGGUUAUUGUUGCUAUCAUGGGCUCAUUCGUUUUGGCUGAGCAACUGUAUCUUGGAAGGAUACUAGGUGCGAUUAUCAUAGUUGCAGGAUUAUAUCUUGUGGUAUGGGGUAAAAGCAAAGAUUACAAGUCCUCAACUUCAUUGAUCGAUGAGAAAACAGCACCAGAUAAGCAAAUAAUACAAGCAGGUAGCACUGGAAACAAAGAAUCCAAUCAUGAAUCAACAGAAAAAAAUUCAAUCACUAUUGACGUGUCUGGUUGAGAAAUUGUAACUAGAGAUGAACAAGUUCAUGAGCAAAGGAGUCCAAUCACUGUCUAGGGUACGACUCCAAGCCAGGCCUAGGUGCUAACUCUUAGGUCAUAUCCCUUUAUUUUAUUGUUGUUUCAGUUUUGUUCUGGUUGUACUGCGUCAAAAGGUUUUCUAUUUGUAUGUGAACUGGUCUCUAAUUAUGUCAAGGAAAAUGACAAUUGACUUGAAAAUAUAAUGAAUCAGAGAUAGCACUUGAGUUAA